UAAAAUAUAGUUUAAUGGUACGAUGAAGGAACGCAAGUUCGUGGGCCGGAUUUUGCCUCUUAAGAGCCCUGUUGUUGCAGGUGUAGAUGAUGGCGUUUCCACUGCCCCUUGUUCCCAGGUCGCGGAUGCUGCCUCCUCACCCCUUGUCCGGCGCGGCACGUGGCGCCGUUCCCUGUCCCCAGCCGCACGCCUCGCCAUCCUCCUGGGUCCCCAGAGCUUCAGCCCUGAUGCGGAGUCUGCGGGACAGGAGGCACAGGGCCAAGGCAGCCAUCCGUCGAAUGAAACGCAACCUGACGCCAGCGUCAAAGGCGUGGACGAGGACACGCAACACGGAUGUGAGUGCCAUGCUCAUGCACCUUGACCUGAGACCGGGAGACGUGGUGCUAGAGGCCGGGUCGGGGAGUGGAGCCAUGAUGCUGAUGCUGUCCGGUGCAGCAUCACGCAGGCCGUGGAUGUGGCGGCCACCGUUCGGUCAGAGCGGCUGCCGGUGAGCGUCGAGCUAAUGCUGGAGGUGUCCCACUGAAGCUGGGUCAUCAAUUCCCGCGCUGCACAGAGACGGCAGUCCCUACAUGAGACCCACGCGGGUCGGCGAGCUGGACGAGGGGGACGGAGGUGAGUGUGGUGCGGCGAGGCCUCAACACCGCCCAGCCCACAGUAGCUGGGUCUGUGCCACGACCUGUGACUGAGCCGUUACCACACUGCUCAUGGCACCCGGGCUUUGCUAAUGAUCUCCUCAGCCAACCUUCACCACGCUACCCACGGAAAUUGUCAUCCCAUGGCUUGUCGAUGAACCUUCACACCACCCACAGUAGCUGGCUCCGUGUCACGAUCUGUUACUAUGCCUUCACCACACUGCUCACGGUGUGGAGAGAUGAUGACCAAUCGUCUGGAUUUAAGAAGAGGUAUUGAGAGUGGCUGUGUCCACGUUGGUGGGAUGCGAGGGCGUGUGUUGUGCCCAGGAGGUCGCGAGGGUUUUGGGCGACAGUAACCCUUCUCCCCUCCCACGUAUUUUUUAAACAGGGUUAGAGAAGCCAUCGCUUCACUGGUGGGUGGUGGACGCCGCCGUGCCACUGUGGGCGGUGUGUAUAAAGGGUAGGCGAUCACGUCUGGUGCAGAGGCUCAGGUGAGUUGGCAUCGGCAAACUUCAUUGCACGUGAGUUCUUAACCAUUUUACCCAUCCCGAGGCGGUCUGCAAGUUGCUGGGUGCGGUGUCCCGUUCGCCGCCGAAUGUCAGAACGUGCAAGCGGUUCGCCGUUAGUUUCAUUUAGAGAGGCGUAGCGCUGUUGUUUUUAAAGACAUUGCACUCACCGCAGAGAACCGUAGCGACACGACCGAACUCUACGAUAGCUGGCGCCAAACUAUGCCACAUGCCCUCCCACAUGACCUUGUGGGAGCCUCGGGUACGUCUUCCGACCUGAAGACGUACCUAAUAAAAUUAUUUUCUUUAGAUUUUUUCUCAUUAUUUCGUUCUGAUGACGUACACAUACGUCACCGGAAUGGGAGAGGGUUAACAGUCAACAUAAUAUUGACUGUUAAGAAACGUAAGUGUGCUCGGGCAGCAGGGCGCAUCGUCAUUGGCGUGGAUGAUGAUCGGCGAUCGAGACUAAAGGAGCAGCGGUUGCCAAAAAAAUGGAAACGCGGCCAGGAGAGGACAUCCACCACGGAGACGGAGCAAAGGAAUCAGUUUGUGUGCUGGAGUUUGGGGAGUUGUUGCAUCGUAGGACCUUGAGGGGUGAAAACGGCAUGGAGAGAUCUUAAUACAGCAAUGUUUAGAUCAUGGUCGAUGAUGAUGUGUCAGACUCCCACCUUGCAAGGUGAUGAGGUAAUCGAUAGCAGUACAGUCUAGAGAAUUACUACUGCAAAUAACGUGUGCUAUGUGACUAUAUAUUGCGUAUGAGUGUAUAUCAUAUGCAUGUGUAUUUAUCUUUGUUUGAUACUUUUAAGGGUUGUGCAUGUGUAUUGCUGUGUUUACAUGCAUAGUGAGUUCAACUGAGUCACAGAAGUACUCCUUGGAGAAAACACAUUAAUACCAAAACAAAGGGGUAACUGCCCCUUCACCAGAUAACAACCUCCGGUGGUGGACCACCAGGCUAACUACACUAAUUACACCG
This is a messenger RNA of Petromyzon marinus (sea lamprey), 2111 nucleotides long. NCBI's taxonomy places the organism in Eukaryota, Metazoa, Chordata, Hyperoartia, Petromyzontiformes, Petromyzontidae. The record is from RefSeq and is a predicted model, not a curated record.